GCAUCUUCCGCUGGGACAGCAUCCGACCGCUCCUGUCCGAACUAUUUUCUUGUUUACACUCUAGCAUCCUAGCAUACGUGUAUGCAUCAAAACCACCUCCGUGGGGUGGAAGUGACAUGCGCACGUUACUGCCUCCGAAAGGUCGUGGAUAUGGCGACCGAACACGGAGCAUUUAGCUUGAUGAACGAACAACUUGUGAAUGAAUCCACUAUCGUGCAAUGAGCUUGAGGUGGUCUUGUGGAACGAACCUAGCUGCCAGUAGGAAGCAGCGCGGCCGCGAGUUAACAGUGGAAAGUCUAGUGCCCACCACCAGCUCAGCAGAACUACGGCGGCAGAGAACAGCUGGCGAGUGCCCGGAUCGCGCGGGUGUUUGUCUACGGUGCAUUCACGUAGUAAACAACGUAUAGGCUGGAGAUUUCAACUGCAAAUACCGUAAACUGUAACAUUGUAAAGCUAGGGAACCUUCCCGCUGGAGAUAAGCCGAACAAUUAGCGUGAGACAGGUAGGAAAACAUCAUUCAUCAUUGGCGAACCAAUCGUACAGUAAGAUGACAAACCCGAUUGAGCCGCAGCAGACCGCCAUCGGAUUGGACGUUAUUCAGCGGAACGGCGCCAACGGUGGAGGUGAAAUAAAUCGAGCGUUCGAAUUAAGUGAUCCCGAAGGCGCCAAAGUGCCACGAAAGGGAAGACAUGACGCGUCCGGCGUAAACGGUCAAAGUGGUGGUGCAGGUGGAGCAGGAGUAGGUGGAGGUGGUCAUGGAAUAGAAUCAGAUCAUCCAACCUCCUAUCUUGAAACAAUCAUGCACAUUUUCAAAGGGAACGUCGGGCCGGGUCUGUACGCCAUGGGACAAGCUUUCAUGAAUGGCGGCAUUGUUGUGGCGCCAAUUUUGACUGUCCUGCUGGGGAUAACCUGUGUCCACAGUCAACACUUGCUGCUGAAGUGCGCAGCCAAGAUGAAAUCCAAACAGUCUAACGCCAACCAAUUGCCAGACUUUGCCGAGACGGUUGAGCUUUGCUUCGAGCAUGGGCCGGUGCGGAUGCGAGGGUGGUCCCGGGUGAUGCGCUUGGCAGUGAAUGUGUUCAUCUGUGUUACCCAACUCGGCUUCUGCACGGUGUAUUUUGGCUUCAUCAGUAACAACCUGAAACACAUUUAUGACUACUACGGGAUACAUCUGGACGUGCGAUUACACAUGCUCAUUAUUCUGGUACCAAUCCUGCUGCCUUCACUUAUCCGCAACCUCAAAUACCUUGCGUGGUGUAUGACCCUAGCGAACGCCUGCAUGAUCCUCGGAAUCUGCAUAACCGCGUACUACGCGGUUCAGGAGCUUCCACCGAUCGGGGAACGCCCGUAUUUCUCCAGUCUCCAUCAGCUCCCACUGUACUUCGGUACCGCCAUUUUCGCCUUCGAAGGAAUCGCUCUGGUGCUACCACUGCAGAACGCUAUGAAAACUCCGACCGACUUCGGGCGACCGCUGGGUGUGUUGAACGUUGGAAUGGCCAUCGUUACCUUCAUCUUCGCUUCGCUCGGUUUCCUUGGAUAUCUCAAAUGGGGUGACGAUGUACAGAGCAGUCUGACGCUGAAUCUUCCAAAGGGGGAGAUUCUGGCGCAAAGUGUGAAAGUGAUGGUUUCGCUGGGAAUACUGCUAGGUUACGCGUUGCAGUUCUUCGUGGCAAUUCAGAUCAUGCUGCCGUGGGUUCUCGCCAGGAUAAGCUACAGUGCGAAGCAUCCGAUUCGAGUAGAACUGCUGUUUCGGACUCUGAUAGUACUGAUUACAUUUGCCGUUGCAGAGAGCAUCCUAAACGUUGGCGCACUGAUUUCGCUCAUCGGGGCACUCUGCUCCACCGCACUUGCGCUCGUGUUCCCACCGGUGCUAGAACUGAUUCUGGGACUGGCUGAGAGCGAGUGUGAAUUUCCGCAGCAGCCCACCGACGGGAGCGCGGUCGGCGGGAGUAAAAUUGGAUUCGUUAUUUGGGUCAAAAAUCUACUCAUCUUGGUGCUAGCUUUGUUCAUUUUCCUCACCGGAACAGUGGAGAGUUUGAACGAGAUUCGACAUAUAGCUUGAUAAAAACAUAUAAAAUAACAAGAUAUGGAAAUAGA
Toxorhynchites rutilus septentrionalis is the source of this 2097-nucleotide messenger RNA. Its product is annotated as proton-coupled amino acid transporter-like protein CG1139. Gene Ontology annotation, cellular component: vacuolar membrane. Lineage: Eukaryota; Metazoa; Arthropoda; Insecta; Diptera; Culicidae. Gene Ontology annotation, molecular function: amino acid transmembrane transporter activity. Bases 548 to 2062 code for a protein of 504 amino acids. Gene Ontology annotation, biological process: amino acid transmembrane transport. The transcript has 5 exons. The record is from RefSeq and is a predicted model, not a curated record.